Molecule: messenger RNA, 1642 nt
Organism: Arabidopsis arenosa
Lineage: Eukaryota; Viridiplantae; Streptophyta; Magnoliopsida; Brassicales; Brassicaceae
Source: the annotation of a GenBank genome assembly
CCAAAAACCCUAAAUUCAUAAGUUUCUUCACCAAUGAUGCUUCAAAGAAGCUGCAUUGUACUUCUCUUCUCUCUUUUUCUGUUCGUUCCACAAAUGGGUUUCUCCAUGCUCAACAGAACUGUACUUCUCAUACCACACCCUGACCCGGAACUAGUCGCUUAUGAAGUUCAGUGGAAAGUAAAUGCAUCUAUAACAAGACGUCAAGCUCUAGACACGACGGACCAGGCCGGUUCAAACCCGUGCUUCACCGGUAACCCAAUUGAUGACUGUUGGAAAUGUGACCCAAACUGGCCUAAUAACCGACAAGGGCUAGCAGAUUGUGGUAUCGGGUUCGGACAGUACGCAUUGGGAGGCAAAGGUGGUCAGUUUUACUUCGUUACUGAUUCUUCCGACGAUGAUGCCGUCGAUCCUAAACCGGGCACUCUCAGAUAUGGAGUGAUACAAGAAGAGCCAUUGUGGAUAGUGUUCCCAAGCAACAUGAUGAUUAAACUAAAGCAAGAGUUAAUAUUCAAUAGUUACAAGACACUUGAUGGAAGAGGAGCUAAUGUCCACAUUGUUGGUGGUGGCUGCAUCACUCUUCAAUAUGUCUCCAAUAUCAUCAUUCACAACAUUCAUAUCCACCAUUGUUACCAAUCCGGGAAUACUAACGUGCGGUCAAGUCCAACGCACUAUGGGUUCAGAACGAAAUCGGACGGUGAUGGUAUCUCUAUAUUCGGAUCAAAGGACAUUUGGAUAGACCAUUGUUCUCUAUCGAGAUGCAAGGACGGUCUGAUAGAUGCGGUGAUGGGUUCCACAGGAAUUACUAUAUCGAACAACUUCUUCUCUCACCAUAAUGAAGUCAUGCUUCUUGGUCACAGCGAUCACUAUGAACCAGACAGUGGCAUGCAGGUAACAAUUGCGUUUAAUCACUUUGGAGAGAAAUUGAUACAAAGGAUGCCGAGGUGUCGACGUGGAUAUAUCCAUGUUGUUAAUAAUGAUUUUACUCAAUGGGAAAUGUAUGCGAUUGGCGGUAGCGGUAACCCGACUAUUAACAGUCAGGGCAAUCGUUACACCGCCCCAACCAAUCCAUUCGCCAAAGAGGUGACUAAGAGAGUGGAAACACCGGAUGGGGAUUGGAAAGGGUGGAAUUGGAGAUCGGAGGGGGACAUUUUGGUGAAUGGAGCGUUCUUUGUGGCAUCCGGUGAAGGUGCAGAAAUGAGGUAUGAGAAGGCAUAUAGCGUCGAGCCUAAGUCCGCCUCAUUCAUCACACAAAUCACAUUUCACUCAGGUGUUCUUGGCGUCGGCGGCAGGAAUAACAAUCUGGGGAUGUGGACUACUACUGGAUCGGAAGGUAAUAGCGGUUUAGAUUCUUACAACGACUAUACCGAUGAAAUGUCUGGUACCGGUUCAACUAACCGGUUAUCUUUUUCAGUUCUUGGUUUAGCAUUCAUGCUUAGUUCGAUAUCAUAUUUGGUGAUCAUGUUCACUUCUUCAACCCAAAUGUUUAUGUUGUAACAUGAAUUGAAUUUACUUAUAUUUUAUCAAGGAACAAGCAAAAAGUUUCCAAACUCAUUCUUGUGCAUUCUUUUCUUCUAUAUGAUCUUAUGUUAAUUUAAUGGACAUCAUAAUUUAUAGUUUUACAAAAUGAAUUAGUUCUUUACAA